UACUCGCGUGUCGGUAUCGUCGGUUAUAUAGAUUGGCUGGCAGGUCCUGUGAAGUUAGGAUAGCUCUCCGUGACGAUACGGUAUACCACCGAGGCCUGAAGACAUUUGUUUUCGGCACUGCAAGCGCUGUACCUGUGAGAAGAACGUACGCCUGCCAUGAACGACAGCAGCUCCGAGACGAAGACCGCACCGGUCCGCCCGGUUCCCCCGUGUCUCCACGGCACCGGCGGGCCCCGCCACACCAUCGACGCGAUCCUCGGCCUCCACAUGCGGGAGCCCGGCCGUGACCAGGCGGGGAGACACCGCUCCGAGCCCGACGACGUCCCGACGGCAUACGGUGACGGCCAGGACCAGAGCGAAGCGCUGAACCUCGUGGUGGACGUCCUGAGCUCCAGCGACGACGAGAAUCGCACCGCCAAACCGAACGGCACACACUCUACCCACGGUUUUUCUUCCGUUCCUCAGACUCCAAACGGCGGUGCGGCUGAGACGGGGGAGGAAGCCUCGGCAGACCGCGGGGAGGACGAGAAGACGCCGGCGGGAGAAGACAUGAAGAAGAAGCACCGGCGGAACCGGACCACCUUCACCACGUUCCAGCUGCACGAACUGGAGCGAGCCUUCGAGAAGUCGCACUACCCGGACGUCUACAGCAGGGAGGAGCUGGCCAUGAAAAUCAACCUGCCGGAGGUUCGCGUGCAGGUGUGGUUCCAGAACCGCCGUGCCAAGUGGCGGCGGCAGGAGAAGAUGGAGGCGCAGACCAUGAAGCUGCACGACUACCCCAUGGCGGCGCUCAACCACGUGCGGAACCCGGAGCGCGCCUCCCUGGCCGCCAACCUGCCGGUGGACCCCUGGAUGACCGCUCCCAUCGCCAGCGCCGCCGCCAUCUCUGGCUUCCCCCUCUCCCCGACCACCUCCGGCAUAGCCUCCAACUCGGUCUUCGCGGCGUCGCUGCUGUCCUCCGCCACCCUGCCAGCGAUGUUCCCCAUAGCCUCGCUCCCAGACCUCGCCAAAGUGGCCCCGGACAGCAGAAGCGCCAGCGUAGCCGCCCUCAGGAUGCGUGCUAAGGAGCACCUCGAGUCUAUGGGGAAGAUGUUCCCGUACUCAUGAGUCAGUUUGAAACUCUGUUGAGAGACCCAAGACAAGUUUCAACGACAGAAGGCAGGAAUAUUAAUCCAACGAUUACACAUGUUCCAAAUGUGCAAUGAUGAGGGUUGUGCCAUUUUGUGUUGUCCUUGCACGAACUUGAACAGGAUAUUUCACUCAGUACUAUGUAUUUGGUGUAUCUCUUCCCGUGCAAUUUCGUCGUCUGGUGCACUGUGUGAAAAUUUCACUUCAUUAUUUUCGCUGCAUGAAAUCCGUCAUCGAAGCAAACCUUAAACAUCUGUAAAGUUGUGUAAUUUCCGUCGACUGAAAAACGGAAACUUUCCAUAUGCUUUAAGGUACGCUUAAAUAUAUGAUUUCACACAGUACUAUUCUCCUUUAGUAUUCUUUCCCUAUAUAGCUAGCAUAUUCAUUUUUCUCUGCUACGUACUCUCUUUUUCGUUUCUGUCAUAUACAUGUUCUUUCUAUUCCCUUGAAAAGAUCUGCCUGGAGAUUACAUCGGGCAAAUUUCAAUCGCUAAUCUUUCCUUUCUUUCCAACUUCGUCGCCUUCCUUUCUUCUUGUAACCAAAACACGUUUGCCUGUGAUGAGAAUUGUUCAACAUAAAUCAGGACUAUAUAUUGUAAAAUGAAGUAUUCUUCCUUGAAGUGUUGUGUACAAUAUUGUGCCUUGGUGAUGUCGUUAUGGCGUCAGUACAGUACGUCGGCAGAACGUACUGCGCCUGUGCGAAACCUGCAAGGUAUUGAGUAUAACACUGCGGUAGAACGCACGGCUCAUUUAAGGUCGUAUUCGCGUAUCCAAGGAUGAAGCGGGCAAACCUUUCGCUCAGUAGCAGUACGAGUAUGUUCUGCCGACGUACUCGUCAGUACUUGGUUGGGUCGUCUUCUCCAAGUCGUUGUAAUAUAGAUCAUAUGUAAAGCAUGAAGUGCAAUAUAUUGUUAAAGAUAAGCUGUUUCUGUUGUGUUUGUUUGAAUGUUGCAUUUUCCGACAAUCAGUAAGUACUACACAAGACUAUGAUUCUGUGAAAAAGAUUUUGUUAUAUAUUGUGUUUUGUGGAUUCCUUUUUAAAAAUAUCACCUGCCAGUCUGCAAGAUACUCACAAAGAAAACUUUGAGGAAGACUUUAUAAAUGAUUCGACAUAUAAAAAAUUACACAAGGUCUUAAGUUAAUCAACAGGUUCGAUAAAACACGUUCACAUAUCACUUUAACAGUUCACCAUAGCCAAAGGUAGGGGCGGUCUUUAUACCAGGUAUCGUGGGCAGGACUGAAUAAACCUUCUUUGUACAACGUAACAUUAAACGUAACCGUCUGAUUUGAUAUAAUCUUAUGGCGUUUAGCUACUAAUGGUGAGGCCGGACCUCUAAAAAAUGUUCAUACAAAGACUUUACGUCUUAGGAGUUGGAGGUGAUGAAAGAACUUGUAACUUCACAAUCAACAACAACAAAAAACAAGAAAACAACUUGUACAUGUAUUAUAACUCAACCAAAAGCUCCGUUAAUGUGCCGCCAUAGACAAGUGUGUUAUCGUAUCAGUUCCACUAUUUUGUCAAAAAGAAAUCGAAAUGCUGGUAUUUUGUGGUAAACCUCACGUCAUUUGGGACUAUAGAAUGCAUGCACUAUAUAUUGAUUGUUGUUGUAAGAAAGUGUAUGAUUUCUUGCUGGAUUCUUUCGUUGUUUGUUUGAUUUUAUGUAUAU
Molecule: messenger RNA, 2794 nt
Organism: Branchiostoma belcheri (Belcher's lancelet)
Lineage: Eukaryota; Metazoa; Chordata; Leptocardii; Amphioxiformes; Branchiostomatidae
Product: retinal homeobox protein Rx1-like
Biological process (GO): positive regulation of transcription by RNA polymerase II
Molecular function (GO): DNA-binding transcription factor activity, RNA polymerase II-specific; RNA polymerase II cis-regulatory region sequence-specific DNA binding
Source: RefSeq, a predicted model, not a curated record